Molecule: messenger RNA, 3086 nt
Organism: Epinephelus fuscoguttatus (brown-marbled grouper)
Lineage: Eukaryota; Metazoa; Chordata; Actinopteri; Perciformes; Serranidae
Gene: cbfb
Product: core-binding factor subunit beta
Exons: 7
Coding region: 519-1043 (174 amino acids)
Biological process (GO): regulation of transcription by RNA polymerase II
Cellular component (GO): core-binding factor complex; nucleus
Molecular function (GO): transcription coactivator activity; sequence-specific DNA binding
Source: RefSeq, a predicted model, not a curated record
AUUUGUGUCCCAAAUGUCCUGAAUGCGCGAACCAUCGGCAGGCCCACUGGGGAGGAGCACUUGAAAGUUGCAGGUAGAGCUGAGACACAGACAGAGAGCGCUCGUUUGUUGCCACUUGCUUGAGACCAGACGCUCGUCAAGAGAGAAAGAGAGGGAGGGAGGGAGAGAGGGAGAGACACACGGUCAAAUUGAGCUUUAUCUAUCGCGGUGGGUCACCCAAUAAGAGCCAUUUGGAGCCAGAGGCGACCCGUAGCGCGCAGGAGCCGCAGUCAAGAGGCAGAUCAUCAGCAGUCUGAAUCACAGAGGCCAGCAGUCAGAGAGCACAUUGCUCCACACACACACACACACACACACACAUAGAGAAAAACACACAGACACGGAAGAGAAGUGAGAGAAAGAGAGGCAGAGUGAGGGACGGACGGUGAGACGAGCAGUUGAAGUUUGACGGUGCGGGAUAAUAAAAGGCGGAGGAGAGGCUCACACAGUCAAAGUCCAGAGGCCGGAAAGUGUUGGAGAAGAUGCCGCGGGUAGUCCCGGACCAGAGGAGCAAGUUUGAGAAUGAGGAGUUUUUCCGCAAGUUGAGCAGGGAGUGUGAGAUUAAAUACACUGGGUUCAGGGACCGACCCCAUGAGGAGAGACAAGCUCGCUUCCAGAAUGCCUGCAGGGACGGACGGUCAGAAAUAGCUUUUGUAGCUACAGGCACCAACCUAUCUCUCCAGUUCUUUCCAGCCAAUCAGCACGGAGAUCAGAGGCAAGUUCCUACAAGGGAGUAUGUCGACUUCGAGAGAGAGACAGGAAAGGUCUAUUUAAAGGCUCCUAUGAUCUUGAAUGGGGUGUGUGUGAUCUGGAGAGGAUGGAUUGACCUACAGAGGCUGGAUGGGAUGGGAUACCUUGAGUACGAUGAGGAGAGGGCGCAGCAAGAAGAUGCUUUGGCCCAGGCAGCGUUUGAAGAAGCUCGACGCAGAACCAGAGACUUUGAAGAAAGAGACCGAUCACACAGAGAGGAUCUAGAGGACCCUGUGGUUUCUAAAAUCUGGGACUGAUGACACACAGACAGACAGCCAGCAGAACAGAACAGGUCCAGACGACAGCAGGACCCCAGCCCUGGCUCAAACAUGGCCAACGCUGACGUGGAACACAAGAUGCGCUGAGGAGGAGGAGGAGGAGAAGGAGAAGCAGGAAGUAGUGAAAGGACGAAGAGGAAAACAAACAGGGCUGGCUGUCCGUUCCCUUUCAAUACAAUCAACUGAAAAAAUAUGUCAACUGAAACUGCAAUUGUUGACCAAUUGUUCACUAUGAUUACCUAACAGGUUUGAUAUCAUUGUUUUCACAUGCCAAACAUUUUUUAAAUGUAGAAGAAAAUAAGCCUCCUGAAUUGAUUGAAUUGAAAGUGAAGCAAGCCCUAACAUAGAAGGAUUAACAGGAAUAAAGACACAACAGACCUGGGCAAAAAGUAGCUGAAUAAAGGAAGGAACUCAAACAGUUGAAUUAGCAUUACAAUGCAAAUGUGACACAUCCAAAGCUGAAGUUGUUUGUUAAGUGUUUCACAAAAAAACUUCUAUAUUUUUUGUCCAGGUCUAAAAUGAUUUGAUGGAUCAAGUACCAAAAGUAUAUUUUCUAUUAAAGCAAGAUGGUGAAAUUAGAGGGAGAGAGGCUGUAAGGGGGCAUGGAGGCCAUUAGUUAAGGGAGACGGAGCAGAGAAAAGAGAGAUUUGUUUGGCUCAGGGUCACGGUCGGGGCUUAUCGGUCAGGAUUACCAGUAGAGCAUGCAUCAAAUGUGAGGUGUUGACAGUUUGUUAAAAAAAAAAAGAGAGAGAGAGAAAAAUAUCUUUGCAUUGUUCAGUGUUGUGCAACACUUCACAUUUGUGAACAUGCCCUUGUUAACUCCAACUAUACCUAGCUCACUUCCUGAAACCUGCUGUUUUCUUAGACCAAAGUUCACUUUGCUGGAAAUGGAGGGAGGGGGAAGGGGGAGGGAGAGGGGGAAGGAUGGGGUAAAAGACCGGGAAACUGAGUCGCGUUUUAAAAGUGGGCAGGUGGGAGGAGAGCGUCCAGAGAGAAUUAUGCCAGGUUGAAUGGUUAAGAAGUGUUUGCUGUACUAUAAUAUUCAAGAUCAUUUAAAGGUCUAGUGUGGAUCUAGUGGCAUCUAGCGGUGAUGUCACAGAACUAACACUUCACCCGUGUGCCAAGCAUGUAGGAGAACUCCAGUGGCUGGCAGGAAAACACAAAAACGUGAAUGGCCCAAUCGAGAACCAGUGUUUGGUUUGUUCAUUCUGGGCUACUUUAGAACAACAAGGCGGACUCCCUGGGAGAGGACUCGCUCUGUAUGUGGAUAUAAACAGCUCAUUCAAAGGUACCAAAAACACAGUGAUUCUUAUUGUCAGGUGAUUAUAAACUAAUGAAAACAUACUUAUUAAUAUGAUAUACCAUUUCUGCCAAUAGAUGCCCCUAAACCCUACAAACUGGACCUUUAAAACAUAACUGUUGUGAGAUGCCCAUGACUAAAUAACGGUUAAUGUAGCAACAACCUCGAGGCAGGACGGCUAACAGAGCAAACGGCUACAAACUCUGCUAUCAACCCAGUUGGCAGAAUAAAUGUUGGCACUGUGCGUUUAUGCAAACCACUGAUUUUUUACAUUUGUAUGUUUCAGAUGCAGCAGAUAUGUUUAAACUUUACAUUUCUUUACAUUUAAAUUUUCAGUUUUAUGUUGUGGCAUCAUCGUGGUUUAUGUGUAGUUAGGUACAAGGUUUUAGGUCAGGAAAACAUAAUGUUUUGGGUUCAAAUACUUGCUUUUGUCACUCUGGACAGAUCCCAAACUCUUGCUUAAAAAGACCCGUUUGUUGGUCUUCAACUGUGGUCUGCUGCUUGGCAGCUGUCUCGCCCAGGUGUCACACCAUCCACUAUCCCCUCCUCCUCCUAAUGAGAAACUCGGAUCAUAUGCAGUCUAAAUGUUGGAUGUAUAAAAUGUACAAAUAUAACAUAUCUGUGGUUUGCAGAAAUCUACAGUGCAACCAGUAUAUUAUGGUGGCUGGGCUGCUGCUAUCUUUGGCUCUGGAAACAAUCAGAAAAUGAUAGGGUGUUUCUGU